This is a messenger RNA of Amaranthus tricolor (Joseph's coat), 1046 nucleotides long. Its product is annotated as enoyl-CoA delta isomerase 1, peroxisomal. Gene Ontology annotation, molecular function: delta(3)-delta(2)-enoyl-CoA isomerase activity; enoyl-CoA hydratase activity. The transcript has a single exon. The coding region runs from base 47 to 784 and encodes 245 amino acids. Gene Ontology annotation, cellular component: peroxisome. Lineage: Eukaryota; Viridiplantae; Streptophyta; Magnoliopsida; Caryophyllales; Amaranthaceae. Gene Ontology annotation, biological process: fatty acid beta-oxidation. The record is from RefSeq and is a predicted model, not a curated record.
AUACUAAUACAAAAGAAUUAUUAUCACGCAAUUGCUCCAAUCGAAAAUGUGCACAGUUGAAAAGCAAGGCAAUCUCUACAUCCUAACCCUAAUUGGCAACAAUGAACAUCGUCUAAACCCAACCCUAAUUACCUCAAUCCGAUCAUCUCUCUCCCAAAUCAAAUCCCAAUCCCUUCAAUCUAAAUCCCCUUCCGCUCUUAUCACCACCGCACAUGGUAAAUUCUUCUCCAAUGGCUACGACAUUGCCUGGUCAAAAUCCACACCAAAGCCUAACCUUUCCUCCCAAAUCAUGAACGCGCAAUUACAAUCCCUAAUUUCAGAAUUAAUCAAUUUUCCGAUGCCGACAAUCGCCGCUAUCAAUGGACACGCAUCAGCAGCAGGGUUUAUACUAGCAAUGGCACACGAUUACCUUCUAAUGAGGAAAGACAGAGGGUUUCUGUACAUGAGUGAAGUAGAUAUCGGGCUAGUGAUUCCGCCAUGGUUUCAUGCUAUUAUGAGAUGUAAAAUUGGAGGCGGAUGGGAAGGUAUGAGAAGAGUGGUUUUAAUGGCGGAGAAAAUGACGGGAGAGAAAGCGAAGAGAGAGAUAGGGGUUGUUCAUGAAGUGUUUGAAGGUGAAAAGGGAGCCAUUGAAGGAGCAGUAGAGUUAGGAGAAGAAUUGGUUAAAAAGGGUUGGGAUGGUGAAGUAUAUGCUGAGAAUAGAAAAGGGUUGUUUAAAGAUGUUUUGGAUUUGAUUUCCAUUGAUGAUGGUGUUGUUAAUGGUUCUAAGAUUAUGACAAAACUGUGAUUAUGGUUUGUGUUGAUGUCAAAAAUAUUCAUUGAGUUUAUGUAUUUAAGAUUUUUAUGUCAAAUGUUCAGAAAUGGAUAUAUUUUUGUAAACAUUAGACUCCAAAUGAGGAGCUUGUAACAUGUAUAAAAGGACUUAGUCAAUGCAAGUAUAAGGUGCGUGUCGUUAGGAGAUCGUCUCCUAUCAUUAAAAUGCAAGUAAUGUGUUUGUUGUAUUAAUAAAUCAUAAAUGCAAUAAUCCAAGAAAGGUUGGCUAAUGUUUA